CCGGCGCACAAGCCAUGAAUAUAUGCCUGUGCCACUCCGCAAAGGCUCCGUCAGCUCAGCCGCAGCAUAGCACAGCAGAGAGGACGCCAUUGCAGCCAGGGCAAGCACAAAGACAGCUCGAAAACUUGGCGGGGAGAUAGUUCGGCUAGCUCAAGGUAUCCAUGGAAAGCAAGGCACCCUCGUGAAGCCCCGGCAACGAUCUCGAGGCCUACAAAUACCCGGCGGCUCAGGCUCUUCCAUCUCAUCGAGUAGAGGAAGAAGCACUUGUGCUGUUGUGCAAUCUUGAUCGGUCUUGUGGCUGUCUAGCUAGGGAGUUAAUUUGGUUUUGCAGUGAUGGCGAAGGGUGCGGGUUACGGGCUUGGGUUCGCGUGCUUCGCUCUUGUGGCGGCGAUGGCCGGCGCGGCGCAGUUCAAGGUCGGCGGCGACAGCGGGUGGAGCGUGGCCGGCGCCAGCAAGGAGUCGUACAACACUUGGGCGAUGAAAAACAGGUUCCAGGUCGGAGACACACUAGUGUUCGUGUACCCCAAGGACAAGGAUUCGGUGCUGGUGGUGCAGCCGGCGGACUACAACGCCUGCAACACGUCGUCGUACGACAAGAAGUUCGCCGACGGCAACACCGUCUUCAGCCUGGACCGCCCCGGCGCCUUCUUCUUCGUCAGCGGCGUCGAGGCCAACUGCCGCGCCAACGAGAAGCUCAUCGUCAUGGUCCUCGCCGGCCGCAACGACACA
This is a messenger RNA of Triticum urartu, 729 nucleotides long. The record is from RefSeq and is a predicted model, not a curated record. NCBI's taxonomy places the organism in Eukaryota, Viridiplantae, Streptophyta, Magnoliopsida, Poales, Poaceae.